GAGCUGGAGCAGGCAGCGCCAACCGGUUCCCUGUGGUGGCAGCUUGUUCCACUGCCAGCACCUGACCCAGGCGGGGCCUUUGCCUUGGGAAGGUCAGGUGGGGCGGCAGAAGGAGCUGGCCAGGAAGGCAUGUAGGCUGGGGAAGGAAUUCCAGCCGGUGGCUCGAAGGCUUUCAUCUCCUGGAGCCAUGAAGCACCGGGCCUUUUGGACUGCACUGGAAUACACCUGCCGACUGCUGGGCAUCUCCACUGCAGCAGUGCUGGUUGGAGUGGGAGCGGAGACUCUGCAGCGCGGGCAGUUCCAGAGCCUGGCUGUCUACCUGCUUUUCUCAGGGGCAGCAGUUUCCAUCUGCGAAGUCUCCUUCUUCGUCAGCCUGCUCCUGGGCAUGUGUAUCAGCUACCAGCCGGGCUCCCUGGCACACACCUUCUGGAAGCGAACCACACAGCCAGCAAGCUUCCAGAAAUUCCUGGGCUAUGUGCUGCUCUCAGUAGCCUGCUUCCUGCAUCCCGUCCUGGUCUGGCACGUCACCAUCCCUGGCUCUAUGCUGGUGCUGACUGGCUUGGCCUACUUCCUGCUGAGCAAGCGGAAGAAGAGCCCGGUGCACCGGGAGGCGCAGGGGCCACUGGAGCAGUAUGUGGACCCCUGUGCCAUGGCUGCAACCUCCACGGGCUGUGGUGACACCGAGCAGACCUACACCUUCCCCAGGGGGCGCCGAGAGCAGCACACCUCCCUGCUCGGCCAAAUGAAGAGCAUACUGAAGGGCAGUGAGGACAAGGGUGCUGGCUGGCUCGCUGAGCCUUCCCCAACCCCGCCCACCCCUGCUCCGCCCACCCCAGCCCAGGGCAAGCAGGUGCACUUCCAGGAGAAGCUGGUGAGGAUCAUCCCCUCUGUCAGCGAGAGCGCGGAUGAGGCGGAGAGUGAGGCUGAGGAGACCACGUCCGACACAGCCCCAAUCCUCGGGCCCACAGAGACCCCGCUCCUCAUCACGCCCCUCAGUGCCACAGGUCUGUUCUGAGCGCUCACCCACCUCGCCCGCAGCCUGGGGCGAGUGGCAGCAGCCUGGAGCUCCCCACCUGCUGGCCCGGGGCCUGGCCUUAGGGCUUGGACAUGCUCCCCCUGUGGCCCAGGUGCCAUGGGCAGAGCUGACCCAUCUGGAGCAGGGCAGCCCCCACCAGGUGUGGUCCUGAUGCCCAGGAGCCCAGCCAACCCCCCACAACUAACACUUGCUGCUGCAGGCUGGAAGGUGGGACUGGCGGGUGCUAUGCCAGCUUCCGGGGCUGGCUGCAGCACUGGCAUUCAGGGAGCUGUCCUGGCUAUUCACUUGCUGGGGCUGGACCAACCUCUGGGCAAAGCCCUUCGGUUCCCAUCUUUAUCUGGUGGAACGGUUCCUGGGACUUUAUCAAUGUGUGUUCCAAACUGCAAACAGGGCAAACAAAUCCACUAGUUUUCUGGGUAAAUAUCAGGGUUAAUCCUGCGGUGGGAGUGGGGGAUGGAGAAAGAGCACCAAAUCAAGCCCAGUCAGAGUGGUGAAGUGACAGCCCUUCCAUGCCGUGGUUUAUGUCAUGAGCUGUAUAUCAGCUGUGUCUGUCGGUCUGUCUUUCGCUCCGUUGCCUUCCUUUAACAGACAACCUCACAUUCACACUGCACUUAACUUACUAUUAACAGAGAGGCGUCUGCUAGUGGGAAGGGUUGGAUUUUCUUAACCUAAUCACUAUUUUCAUGUACUUGAGCGGUCCCAAAUUCAGAUGAAAAUCACUUAAAACCAAAUAGCUUUGGUGAAACCCUGGGCACCCACCCACACACACACACUCACACACACACACACACACACACACUCGCCAUGGGAUCCUGACAGGCUCUGGCCAUGUGUCAGUACCCCCUGGGCACUGGUCCCACCCCCGUGGGAUCCAUGCAGGCUCUGCCCCAGUGGACUGAACCAGGCUGUGCUCAGCGUAUUUCCAGGACAGCGAAGCCUUCGCUCUCGGACAUUUUCCAGCCACUCCAUGGGCAUCUGCUCAGUGCUAGGAAAUCAGUACCAGCAGAGUCUCAGCAUCCGUCCUGGCCCCCCACCCUGCUGCUGUGUGGUUAGCCCUGGGCCGUGCUCCCCAGCCAGCUGGAUCUAACUCCCAGCCCCUUGGGCCUUUGGCUGUCUCACAGCAGCAUCGCUGAUAAGCCACAGGGAAUGGAGCCAGCCUAGGGCCAUCAGAUGCCAUCUCCCACUGCUCCCCCAGGAGCGGUUGUGGGGUCACGCGGGAACAAGGGACACAGCACUCCCACCUGCCUGCUGUUUGCAGGAGAGGGCUGGUUGCCUGAGUCCCUGCAGCCAUCCUCCCUCCUCCCGUGUCCUAGAGCAUGGCCCUGGGACAGAAUGGGUUGGGUCCAUCUUCCAGCGCCAAGGUCUGCCCUGCCCUGCACCACCCAGGGGAGCAGCACCUCCAGGGAUAGGAACUGGGGACUGACGACCAGGGUCCAGCCUGGGUUUGGUCACAAAGAUCCCCUUGGGACUGUCGCCUGAUGUGCUGAAAUUACCUCUGAGCCCAUUUUCACUGCCAGCUUGGGACUCUAGAACCCUGCCUUGUUGAGCCAGACAUGCAAGCCUGCUGCAACACAG
Molecule: messenger RNA, 2611 nt
Organism: Dermochelys coriacea (leatherback sea turtle)
Lineage: Eukaryota; Metazoa; Chordata; Testudines; Dermochelyidae
Gene: TMEM72
Product: transmembrane protein 72
Exons: 5
Coding region: 188-1015 (275 amino acids)
Source: RefSeq, a predicted model, not a curated record